UUUCAACCUUCGAUUCCGACCUUCUCCGAUAAAAAAAAUUAUAUUAGGUAAGAUCGCAUAUUCGUAAUUUAAAAGAUUUUCUAAUUAUUUGCGGAAAAAAGAAGAAAACUACAGCCGUUCGCAAUCGAAUCUUCCCGUGAUUCAUUUGGAGAUUGGAUUUAACUGAAGUAAGGAAAGUGAAGUUGAACGCAAUUAUAUGUAUCCCCGUCGUAGUGAAGAAAGGGAGAAACAUAACUGCAAUAUUGAUUAGGAAAUAAUUAAAAUGGGAAUACUGCUCUUACUGACUGCUAUUUACAUGAUGUCUCUGCCAGUUGAAAUUAAAAUAGGUUGUUUUUUAUCCUUAAGAGUCUAAUUCAGCCUUUAUGUGCCGUUGCACAACAUUUUUGUCAUGCACUACUUACUUUAUUGGCCUUGUAAGAUUGUGGAUUUCCAAAACCUGAUGCAAUGGCAACGUCUAGCAAGUUUGAUCUCUCUUCUGAUAGCCCAGAUAGGCCACUGUAUUCUAGUGGGCAGCGUGGAGCCCAAUUAGCUGCUCAAUUAGACAGAUCAAGUAGCUUUCGUGAGGCUAUGGAGAAUCAAAUCCAAUCUUCUUUGCCAAGUAUGUCAAGGAGCACUUCUGUAGUAGUCCAUGGAGACGUGUCCUACUUCUUACAGUGCUUGCGUUUUGAUCCCAAGGUGGUUGCUGCUGAACAUAAGUCUAGUUGCCAAGGAGACUUUAAGCGGCGCAUCAAUAUUGCUCUUGGCAUUUCACCUGAUGAAUCUCCAACUCUGUUGUCAAAAGGCAAGCUGCUGCCUUCUCCCAUACCUGAGGAAAUCAAACGAGUUAAAGCUGGUCUACGUGAUUGCUCUGUCAAAGCGAGGGAGCGCAUGAAAACUUUCAACGAAGCCUUAUCAGUCUUCAACAAGUUUUUCCCAACCAUACCAUCCAAGAAAAGAUCUCGAUCAGAAAGCUUAACCAGUGACCGCUCCAAUGCUUUGUUAUCGAGUGAUCGGUCAGUCUUGGGGCCAAGCGUUGGUAAGAUGGGAAUACAUAAUCAUUCCAUUGCUGGAGGUAUCGAAUUUGAGCAGCAGAAGUCGGAAGAAAGGCCUAAAAGUGCUUUUCCUAAUAAACGUACUCGAACUUCUCUGCUGGAUGCUAGGAUGGAUAUGCAGAAUAAUGCUCUAGUCAGGCAGUCUGGUAAUGCAGAUAGGGAUAGGGAAAUGCUCAGGGCUUCAAAUACUGCUGCAGUUCAGGGUGAAGAUAGAACUUUAUCUGGCAGUGUUGAUGGGUGGGAAAAGGCAAAGAUGAAGAAAAAGCGGUCUGGUAUAAAACCUGAUGUAUCUCCAAGUACCGUAUCGUCUAAACCAAUUGAAGGGUACCGGGAACCUAAACAGGGAAUACAGCAAAGGGCUGUUUCUGUUUCCCGAUCAAGGUUAAACAAUGAUUCCCAUGAGUUCAGGUCAGGAAUUGCUAAUGGAUCUGCUGGAGUUGGAAAAUCAGAAGGUACUUCGCUGCUGAGUGGCUUAGGUCCUAGGUCAUCUGUUCCUAGGACUGAUCUGGACAACAGUUCCCUUCGCAAUGAUAGGAGAGAUCAUCCUGUUCCUUCCGAUAAAGAGAGAGUGAAUCUAAGAGCUGUUAGCAAGGUGAGCGCGCGUGAUGAGUUUAAUUCAGCUAGUCCGACUUCAAGCACAAAACUGAAUGCAUCUAUUCGUGGUCCACGAUCGGGUUCUGGAGUUGCCCCAAAGUUGUCACCAGUUGUUCACAGAACAACAACAUCAAAUGACUGGGAGCUAUCUCACUGUACAAAUAAACUACCUACUGCUGGUGGAGUGAGUAACCGCAAACGCACGAUAUCAACUCAGUCUUCAUCACCACCUGUUGCCAAUUGGGCCAGUCAGAGACCACAGAAGAGCUCACGAACUGCAAGACGAACAAAUCUUGUUCCUAUUCUUUCAAAUAAUGAUGAAACUCCAUUGCUGGAUAAUGUGUCUGAUAUGGCUGGAAAUGAGAUUGGGUCAGGAUAUGCUAGACGCUUGUCAAGCGGUUCUCCCCAACAAGCUAAACUAAAAGGUGACGCUUUAUCUUCAGUUGCUCUUUCUGAAAGUGAGGAGUCUGGGGCUGCUGAAAUUAAAUCUAAAGGGAAGGUGACCAAGUCUGAUGAAAUAGAUGAGAAAGCUGGACAGAAUGUUAAAAAAGUAUCAACUUUGAUCCUGCCAUCAAGAAAGAAUAAGCUGAUGAAUGGAGAAGACAUUGGGGAUGGUGUACGACAAGGGAGGACUGGGCGAAGUGUUACUUCUACAAGAUCUGUUAUGCCAAUGGCAGUUGAGAAGUAUGGCAAUGUUGGAACAGCAAAACAACUCAGAAGUGCCAGGCUUGGAUUGGAUAAGGCGGAGAGCAAGACUGGUCGUCCUCCAACUAGGAAGCUCACUGACCGCAAGGCUUAUGCUCGCCAGAAGCAUGCAGCAAUGAAUGCAGCUGCAGAUCUUCUUGUUGCUUUGGAGGAUGGAAAUGAAGAGUUGGUUGCUGCUGUAAACGCGCUUAUUAGUUCUGCUCAAGCCUUCCCCAACACAUUUUGGAGGCAGAUGGAGCCUUUCCUUGGUUUCAUAUCUGAUGCAAAUAUUGCCUAUUUAAAGAAGCAGGGAAAUUAUGAAUUCACCAAAUUGGGAUCAACACCAGUUUCUUCUAUUACAGAUGGUUGUAGUACCAUAUUCAAUGGGUGUGGAUUACUUGAAGAUGAAACAGAUGGCAGAAUUGGUGCUGUAGCAUCAGUUGAUGAAAUUCAUUCACAACAGUUACUCCUGGAUACAAGGGAGAAUAAUGUGAUUCCUGUUUGUCAAAGAUUUUUAGCAGCUCUAAUUCCAGAAGAAGAUAAUGGUAGAGAAAAUGAAGGCCUCCCAUUUGACAUUUAUGGAACUGAAUUUAAGAUGGAUGGGGAAUCACGAUCCAAUGGUUUGAGUCAUAUUGUUAACUUUCAAUCGGCUGGGCAUGCUUCAUUUGAUGGUUAUAGGAUAUCUAGGAAGCCAGAACAUGAUCCUGAAAUUGAUGUGUUGGGAAACACAGGAAUUAACAACUCAAAUUUUAGUCAUUCCCAGAAUGACAGUUUUCCAGACCAACCAAUGCCUGGCAUGGUUUGUUCAGAAUUACAAUACGAGAGUAUGAAGAUAAACGAGAAACUCAUUUUGGAGGCUCAAAGUAUUGGAAUUUUUUUAGAACCUCAGUCUGACAUAGCACAAAUGGGGGAUGUUGAGAUCCUUGAGGACAUUAGUAAGCUAGAGGAAAAGCACAAGGAACAGGUUUCAAAGAAGAAAGGUUUGGUUGAUAAACUAUUGAAAGCUGCCUCAAUAACAAGAACAAUUCAGGAGAAGGAAUUCGAACAACGAGCUCUUGACAAACUUGUUACAAUGGCUUAUGAAAAGUACAUGAGUUGUUGGGGUCCUAGUGCAACUGGUGGAAAGAGUUCCAGUAACAAAAUAGUCAAGCAAUCUGCCUUAGCAUUUGUUAAACGGACAUUAGAUCGAUAUCAUAAAUUUGAAGAUACAGGCACAAGCUGCUUUGAUGAGCCCAUGCUUAGAGAAAUGUUUCUUUCUGGGUCUUCCCGGCUAAAUGGUACACAGUUGGUAGAUACACCUGCUGAUACUGAAUCUGGAAAGCCAUGCGCCAGAAGUUCCACCCGCUCUCUGGAAGCUAGAACCUCAGGUCAAAAUGGGGAUAGCUAUGCUGUUAGUUCUUCUGACCUGCUUCUACCCACAAGUCGGUCAUCCGAUCAAACUGUUGUAAAAGAUGAGUCGUGGUCUAACAGGGUGAAAAGAAGAGAGUUAUUGCUGGAAGAUGUGGUUGGUGGUACUUCUAGUGCCCAGCCAGGCAUUGGAAGUUCUUUGUUGAGUAGUACAAAAGGAAAGAGGAGUGAGAGAGACAGAGAAGGAAAUGGACAUGGUAGAGAAGCAUCUAGAAGUGGAACUAAUAAGAUUGGUCGACCUGUAUCCAAUGCAAAGGGGGAAAGGAAAUCGAAAACAAAGCCUAAGCAGAAAACAACUCAGCUAUCUGUUUCUGUAAAUGGCCUUUUCGGCAAGAUGUCAGAGCAACCCAAAACAUCGACUUCUGUAUUGAAGACAAGUGAGAUAGCCACCAAUAAUAAUGCUAAAGAAAAAGAUGAGUUUGGCCUGGAUGUAUUGGAUGACUUACAACUACCGGGACAAGAUUUGGGUUCAUGGUUGAACAUCGAUGAUGAUGGGUUACAAGAUCAUGACUUCAUGGGCCUUGAAAUCCCCAUGGAUGAUCUUUCCGACUUGAAUAUGAUGCUGCAGUUAAAAGUUGUUAUACAGACAUGGUAAUUUCCCCUCAGGUUUUGUUCAUGAAGUUUCUUCCGACGCUAAGAGGUUCUCACUUCAAUAAUCUCAGGAACUACGACUCAAAAAUGGUUGCUGGUAAAAUUUCUCUCUUGGAUUUUCAGGUCAAGAUAUGUUCCCCUCAAAUUGAGUGUAAUGCCAUCUGCCUCGUUCUGAUUAUUCUGCAUUACCACCAAGGUAAAUCCUGAAUACCCUUUUCUAGUCUUGUAUAUAGACUUCCGUCCAUUUUUAUGUUGUUUACUGCUAUGUUAUUCGAACUCAGUAUGAGUGUACGGUA
Messenger RNA from Hibiscus syriacus, 4603 nucleotides. RefSeq lists its product as uncharacterized. NCBI's taxonomy places the organism in Eukaryota, Viridiplantae, Streptophyta, Magnoliopsida, Malvales, Malvaceae. Bases 445 to 4311 code for a protein of 1288 amino acids. The record is from RefSeq and is a predicted model, not a curated record. The transcript has 18 exons.